UUGAUAAUUUCGAAAUUUCACAAGAUGGUGUGUGAAUGAUAUUGAAUUAAAUUUAAGCUACACCGUAAAACGUGCAAAGACUGCUGAGCUUUGAAAAACUGUGUAACGCGAAGGACGUUAGUUUAUCCUCAACCAGUUUCGUUACAGCCCUUCGUUUAACGUUAUAUAAUAAAUAUAGCCGAUACCAUAUAUAUGUAGGCAUGCGAGCAAAACACAGUGAGGAGCGAGCCGGGCAGCACAUGGAGAGGUCCACACUUGCUUAUUAAAGUACGCACAACGUAAACAACAGAACGAGUAAAUUUUUAUGUUCUUCGUCAGUCUCUGCGUGUAGGAAUUCGUUAUAACAACGCUGGUGUAGAUUGUUCGAUUACCACAGGUUAAUUGUUAGUGAAAUUCAAUCGAAGAAGAUGGAAUCCAAUGAUACACUUGAUUGCUCUAUCAGAGUUAAAGAGGAGCCUAGAGAUGUAAUGCUCAGUGAAAAUAAUUGUGAUAUAAUUGACGAGAACCAAUUAUUACCAUGCCCACGAGAAAAUCUAACUCAUGCGCUUCGAAAUUGUGAUGUAAAUCAUGAAAAUAAACUGGGUGACAAAGUGAAAAUAAUUUUUGAAUGUGAAAAUGUAAAGCCGAGUGUGGAUUUGUUGUUAGCAGUCAACAAAAUUGACGAUGAUUUCCAAUAUCACUUGCAGAAUAUAAAAGCUAUUAAUGGUUUUGAAACUAGAGACACAAUUAAAAUAAAAACUGAGGAUGAAAUGAAGCAGGAAUUUUUCGGUGAAGUUGCAGAAGAAUUGCAUUUAAACUGUCAACUCGGUGAGCAAAAUCGAAAAAAGAGUGAUACAACAGAAUUAGUGAGCAGUGAUAACACCCAAAAUUGUAAUAACAGUAGAAAUACAUUUCCACGAACAAAAAAUCUAAAACGACGCCACAUCAACACGAUUCUUAAUAAGAAGAGGUUUACAAGAUGCCGAAAGACAUUAGCUCUCUACUCGAGUUACGCGUCUAGAAGCAGCCGCUGAUAAGACGUUACUGAGCACCGCUGCAUGUAAUGUCAAUUAGGUAAAAUUCUACGUAAACACAAAUAUCGCCAGUCACCGAAGAUUGUCUUUUCGACUCUUUUCGAGAAACCCAUUUGCUUAUAUAGAGG
Molecule: messenger RNA, 1141 nt
Organism: Trichogramma pretiosum
Lineage: Eukaryota; Metazoa; Arthropoda; Insecta; Hymenoptera; Trichogrammatidae
Exons: 4
Coding region: 408-1013 (201 amino acids)
Source: RefSeq, a predicted model, not a curated record